Sorex fumeus (smoky shrew) is the source of this 2058-nucleotide messenger RNA. It is a transcript of the gene PPT2, whose product is annotated as palmitoyl-protein thioesterase 2. Lineage: Eukaryota; Metazoa; Chordata; Mammalia; Eulipotyphla; Soricidae. Gene Ontology annotation, molecular function: palmitoyl hydrolase activity; thiolester hydrolase activity. The record is from RefSeq and is a predicted model, not a curated record. The transcript is spliced from 9 exons. Gene Ontology annotation, cellular component: lysosome. The coding region runs from base 486 to 1397 and encodes 303 amino acids.
GGAGGGGGAAGUGAAACUUCGCGUUCCACUUGGCGCCACGAGCCAGAAUUGGGAAGAGGGGCGAAUCCAGGCCGCGAGCCCCGGGCCCUUGGGUCGCGCGUGCAUCAGCUGGGCCUGCAGCGGCCGCCUGGAGCUCCCCAGGAUCCGUUUCUGGCCCUUGCCUCCCCCCGCCGUGCGAGUGGAUCGCUCCGCCGAGCUCCUCCCCCGCUCCCCGCGCGCGGUGGAAAGUUCCAUGCCCCCUCCGGCUGCGGCCGGCCUUCGUAGCGGGGGACGCAGGCUCGGUUGCCAGGGAAAGCCCCGGACGUGACGGCUGAGCGCGACCCCGAGCAGCCUCCCCUCUGGCCGUCCGUCAUUCCCCAGCGCGCGCUACCCUCGAACCCUGCACCGCGCCCCCCCCCCACGCCCCCAGCCCCCGUGGGUUCCAGGCUAGGGAACAGUAAACAGCAGGCCGGAGCGGGGCUCUCGGACCCUGGCCAGGCGGGAGCAUGCUGGAGCUGUGGCGGCCGCGGCUCCCCCCGCCGGGGAUCCUGCUCCUGCUGCCGGUUCUGCUGCCGCUGCUCCUGCCCGCGGCUCCUGCGUCCCACCGCGCCUCCUACAAGCCGGUCAUCGUGGUGCACGGGCUCUUUGACAGCUCGUACAGCUUCCGCCACCUGCUGGAAUACAUCAACGAGACACAUCCCGGGACGGUGGUGACAGUGCUGGAUCUCUUCGAUGGCAGAGAGAGCCUGCGACCCCUGUGGGAGCAGGUGCAAGGGUUCCGAGAGGCUGUGGCCCCCAUCAUGGCAAAGGCCCCGGAAGGGGUGCAUCUGCUCUGCUACUCACAGGGGGGGCUGGUGUGCCGGGCCCUUCUCUCCGUCAUGGAUGAGCACAAUGUGGAUUCUUUCAUCUCUCUCUCUUCUCCGCAAAUGGGACAGUAUGGAGAUACAGACUAUCUGAAGUGGCUCUUUCCCACCUCCAUGAGGUCCAACCUCUACAGGAUCUGCUACAGCCCUUGGGGCCAAGAAUUCUCCAUCUGCAACUACUGGCAUGACCCCCACCAUGAUGACUUGUACCUCAAUGCCAGCAGCUUCCUGGCCCUCAUUAAUGGGGAAAGAGACCAUCCCAAUGCCACAGCUUGGCGGAAGAACUUUCUCCGUGUGGGCCGCUUGGUGCUGAUUGGGGGCCCUGAUGACGGUGUUAUCACCCCAUGGCAGUCCAGCUUCUUUGGUUUCUAUGAUGCAAAUGAGACGGUGUUGGAGAUGGAGGAGCAACUGGUUUAUCUUCGGGAUUCUUUUGGGUUGAAGACUCUGCUGGCGCGGGGGGCCAUCGUGAAGUGUCCGAUGGCUGGGAUCGUGCACACGGCCUGGCACUCAAACCGCACCCUUUACGAUACCUGCAUUGAACCGUGGCUCUCCUGAGGACAUCCACAGGGAUCCCUGCAGACCCUGGCCCAGAGACCAAGCGGUGGCCUUGGAUAGCAGAGGCCAGGCUGUGGUGUGCCUCACUGCUCCCACACUGCCCCCCACCAGCCAGCGCUCCCAGACCCCCGCCCCCCUCCGCUCCUCUGUGAAUGACAGCAAGUCCUGGACGCCCCACCUCCAUCGGAGGCUGCUCCACCUCCCGUGUCCUCCCGAGGCUGAGGAUGGGAAGCGACACACCAGGUUUUUCACGCUGGCCUGGCCGCUGCUGCUGCUUCAUCUCUGGCCAUGCCGGGGGAGAGCCCAGCCUCUGCCCACACGAGGCUCUCUUCCCGGCCACUCAGGACAUUUUUAGCUUCUGUUCUCCCCCUGAUCUCUUUUUCUCUGAACUCCCCCGUCGUCAGCCCUCCCAACCUCUGGAAGGACUACUCGUGAGAGUGGGGUUCUGAGGUUCCCCUAUGGGGACAGUUCCGUUCUUGAAGUGUCAGUGUUGGGGAAUAUCUGUGGCCUGCAAGGCCCAUCUCAGGUUUGGGGAUCCCCCCAGUCCCUAUGUUCAGUGUUGGGGUACCCCUGGGGACCUAGUUUCUUUGAGGCCCCAGCCCCUCUUUUAGCUACCCAUGAAUGGGUAUUGCCCCAGUAUUUAUGGAAAUAAAGUCCCAUU